Molecule: messenger RNA, 6627 nt
Organism: Lytechinus pictus (painted urchin)
Lineage: Eukaryota; Metazoa; Echinodermata; Echinoidea; Temnopleuroida; Toxopneustidae
Product: cytoplasmic FMR1-interacting protein 2-like
Exons: 25
Coding region: 1-3576 (1191 amino acids)
Biological process (GO): regulation of actin filament polymerization; regulation of translation; cell projection assembly
Cellular component (GO): synapse; SCAR complex; neuron projection
Molecular function (GO): small GTPase binding; RNA 7-methylguanosine cap binding
Source: RefSeq, a predicted model, not a curated record
AUGUCCCAUUUUAUAUGCCUAAAGGUGGUUUCAGACCACCUCGAAGUUCGUCAGUUCCAGAUCAAAUCCAAUCUCCAGGAGAACAGAAGAGAGAUCAAAGAGACAUUCAUUGAAAUCAUGAAACCAGAGAUUGCCAAGCUUAUUGCCUUUAUGCAUUUUCAGGAAAGGGCAAUUAAUGAAUUCUGUGAAGACUUCAAGCGAUUGUGUCACAUUGAGAGAAGGAAUGACUUUGUGUCUGAGUCUUACCUUUUAACCCUUGGUAGACUUAUGAACAUGUUUGCUGUACUUGAUGCCUUGAAAGAUAGCAAAGCCAGUAUUAGGAAUGACAACUCAGCAUACAAUAGGGAUGCUAACUUCUUGAGGUCAGCUAUUGACAUUGCUGCAGUCCAGGAGUCCCAGAAGAUGACAAUGUUCCUAGCCACUAAUCAAUCCAUUACAAACACUCUCAAAGCUACACUAGUCAAGAUUGAAGGAUAUGAAGACAUGAUUGCUGAUGUUGUUAAUCUUUGUGUAAAGCUCUUUGAUAAUGAUCAGUUUGUGUUACCAGCAGAGAAACAUCUCCUUGUUAAGGUGAUAGGAAUAGGCCUAUUCCUGAUGGAUAAUGAGACCAACAGUAUUUACAGUCAGAAGAACAAACUCAAUCUUUCAAGGAUUGACAAGAUCUUUAAGAAACUGGAAGUGGUACCGCUGUAUGGAGAUCUUCAGAUCUCUGUCCUCUCCUACAUCAAGAAAUGUGGCAAUUAUGAAACCCAUCAGUCCUUCUGGAAGAGUGAAAACAUCACAGCUACUGGUUCACAGUUCAACAUUCUCAGACAGCAGACUAGUCUAAGGGAUGAGCAUACCAAAUACCUUGCACAGCUGGUCAAGUACAACAAGACACAUCCACAAUGGAAGAUUAGUGAGGCACAGAACAAAGACAAGCCCAAAAUGAGAAGUGAUGCUGAAAACAAAGUGAUCUAUGACCUUGCUCUGGAAGGAUUAAGAUUACUCUCUAAACUCACUGCACUAGUUACUGAAAUGUUCUCCUGGAAGCUUCUUCAUCCUAGCACCAGCCAUAAACCUGAGGUAGAGAAAGCAGAGGAGUAUGAGAAGGCAACACGAUUCAACUACAACCAGAAAGAGAAAUUUGCUCUGAUAGAGAUCAUUGCUAUGAUCAAGAGUCUUCAAGCGUUCAUGAGUAAGAUGGAACCAUUCUUUCAAGAUGCUAUUCAUCGGCAUAUCUACAGUGAGAUACAAGACUUUGUUCAGCUGAUCCUGAGAGAACCAAUGAGGGCAGCAGUCAAGAGAACAAAGAAAAAGAAAGGCACUCUUAUCUUAAGUAUAAUCCGAGGAGUAAGAGAGAGUUGUUGUGAUUGGCUAGAAGGUCAGCAGCCAUCAGAUGAUCCAAUCUUGAAGGGUGACAAGGAUCCAAAGGGUGGUUAUACUCCAAAGAAGGUUCCUAGGAAAUCAAUUGGACCAUCUACAACCCAGCUAUACAUGGUACGAACCAUGCUGGAGUGUUUAACAGCUGAUAAGGGUGGUUCUGGCAAGAAGACUUUGAGAAAGGAGCUCCAGGAUCUUGUACCAAUAGAACCAUUUGAGAAGUUCCUUGAAGCUUCAUUCUUCUAUCUUCAUAUGAUCAAUCUACCAGAUACAAUACGUAGGUGUGGUGAUUUGUCUCAGCUUUGGUACAGGGAAUUCUACCUAGAGAUGACUAUGGGAAAACACAUUCAGUUUCCAAUUGAGAUGUCUAUUCCAUGGAUCUUAACUGAUGAGAUCUUAACUGCUAAAGAACCUGCACUCAUGGAAUAUGUGUUUUUCCCUCUAGAUCUGUACAAUGACAGUGCACAAUAUGCUGUAGCAAUAUUCAAGAAACAGUAUCUAUAUGAUGAGAUAGAGGCUGAGGUCAAUCUGUGUUUUGAUCAGUUGGUAUACAAGUUAGCUGAGAUGAUCUUUGCUUACUACAAGGAACUGGCUGGAAGUAUGCUACUAGAUAGACGAUUCAGGAAGGAGUGUAAGAAGUAUGGUAUUGAUAUUCCAUGUCAGCAGGCUAACAAGUAUGACAGUAUCUUGAGACAGAAACAUGUACAGAUCCUUGGUAGAUCAGUGGAUAUGAGUAGAUUACUCUCCCAAAGAAUCAUCCAAUCAAUCCUUAAGAGUCUUAAAUUGGCAAUCUCAAGAUUUGAAGGUCAUGGCAUCAAUGAAGGUCUCAUUGAGCUUGAUUGUCUAAUCCAGAUCAACCAGUUAGCUCAUAUGAUGAUGAGUAAACACCUGAUGUUACCAUCAUUUCAAUCACUAGUAGAGGAAGCUGAUAGUAAUGUAGGAGGACCAUGUGGGACUAUGGCUCUUAAUCUAGCCUUAGAUCUUAGCAGUGAGAUCCUACCUAAAUACUGCUUCAAUGGAACUACUCAGAGGUUUGUUCGUACCAAGCUCAUGUUCGUUGAAGAGACAAGCAAGGAUAAACCAGCCAAUGCACAGCCUGCCUAUUACUUUGGAAGCAAGACCUUGAAUGCAGUAUAUCAGCAGAUAGCUGGUCUUUAUCAAGGUUUCAUGGGAAUGGAACACAUCCGCAUCAUGGUUCGUCUCCUUGGAUACCAACAGCUUCAUGUUGUCGUAGAAGAACUGCUCAAGAUUGUCAAAGGCACAAUCCAAACUUUAUGUCUACCUUACGUCAAAGUGCUCCUUCAAGAAGCUAUGCCUGCCAAGUGUAAGAUGCCAAAGACAGAAUAUGGAACUCAAGGUCUAGUAGUAUACUACUAUACACACGUCCAGGAUGUCGUCCAGUAUUCAGAUCUCAAGACACAUACCCUUGGUGCUUUCCAGUCAGUAGGCAAUGCUGUCAUCUUCUUUCAUCUACUAGAUCAGGUCCUUAAUGUGGAGGAAGCCUUUAGUUUGUUCCAGGCAUCACCUUUCAUGAACAUCUUACCCAAGCCUUACUGUGCAAAGGGUGAGAAGCUAGAAACCAAGAUCAAACAGAUGGAACAGAACUACGCACCCCUUCACAUAUGUCCUCUCAUGCAGAAACUUGGUACAAAAGAGCAACUGCGCAAUGCCCAAGAGAAUGAUCUUCUACUGAGAGAGCGAGGUGCCUGUGGGACUAUAAUCUUCAAGGAGAUUUUAAAUCGUAUCAGGACAUUCCUUGAUGAUCCAGUAUGGAGAGGUCAAACUGAACCAGAGAAUGGUGUCAUGCAUGUUGAUGAGAGUAAUCUUGAAUUCCAUCGUCUAUGGAGUGCUAUCAUGAUAGUCAUCUGUAUGCCACUCAAUACCAAUAACACCAGUGUAGAAGAAGGUUAUGGAGACGGUCUGAACUGGGCUGGUUGUACCAUCAUGACACUUCUCAAUCAAGCAAGGAAGUAUCAACUGUUAGACUUUGCUUCUCAUAUUCAGAGGGUUAAUGAGGUUGAUGGCAAGCUAGCUGACAUCAAUGGCAUAUGUGUGAAGAGGUAUGUUGACCGCAUCGGCAAAUACCAGACCCUCAACCAACAGAUAUUUGAGGUUCUUAACAAGGCUCUUGAAAUGGGUGAAUCUGAAACAUCUACAUCAAAUGUCACAUUCUAUCAACCUCCUCUCCAUGAAUCACAAGUCAAGAAUAUGUAAAGAACAAACAGUAUUCUGUAUAAACAUUGGCUUCAUUGAGCUAAGCUCAGUGACCUAACAUCAACCUCUUGUCCAGGAUUCACAAGUACAGUAAAGAAUAUGUUUGAAUAAUCUUCAGAAUGAAUAUUGGAUUUAGAUCUUGUUCACGGCAAUCACCUAAAACUUACCUUCUCUUCAGGAAUCUAAAGUCACCAAUAUGAAAACAUAGGUUUCAUAAUAUUUCAUCAAAAGAUCUCAGCACAUGAUAGAAUUAUUCUUUUUGUAGAAAGAGGUCAAUUAACGAAAGAGAAUAUAUAAUGUUUAUGGAAGUUGGUAUAUCUGUGAAUUGUUGAAUUCUUCUUCUUUUCUGCAUCCAAACCGGUGAAUGAAUAAAACUUCAAAGUCACAUUUAAAAAACUGCUUUUUGUCUUUAGAGGUGGUGUGUGGAAUUUUGUGUGUGCUUGGCAACCCUUUUCUUUAUUCCAUCAAAAUGUAUUGUCUGUUUGAAAUUAAUUUUUAUCAUGGGUUUUGUUAUAAUUGAUCGCUGUUUAUUCCACUAAAUGUCAGGUACCUAACAUUUACAUGACUAUAGAUUCAUAUUGUAUGUUUUGUACUUAUUACUUUUUAUAAUUUAUAUAUUUUGAAUCUGUUAUGCUACAAUUUAUAUUCAUUUUGAGAUGAUUUUUUUUUGCCGGUUUGAACAUUCCUUUAAUUUAGUACCAGGCAGAACUAGUCUAAGAUUUUCUGGUAUCAUAUGGGUAUUUGAAUGAAUUAGACAAGUUAUAUGGACUUGGCAUCAUAUAGGCCCUCAGUCAAGCUAUUUUGAUAUCAAGGCCUGAAUCUAUUGCCAAAUAUGAGUCUUCCACUUAGUCUUCUGUAGCUAUCAUAUUUUGCUCAGUUACUGCUGUUAUAUAUCUGAUAUGAUAAUAUUCAAUUUACUACAAUAUUCUACAAUGAUGCCUUGCUUUAAGUGCCUUCCAUAACCAACAUUGCUUCAUGUGUUCAGCUAUGAUGAAAUAAAUGUCUUACAUGGUUACAUAUUUUUCAUUGGAAAGCUAAUAAUUAAUCUAUCCAUAUUUUGUUUAGUGUGUAAUGAUAAACUUGAUAAAAAGAUAUGAAAUAUGUUGAAAUAUGGGAAGAAUGUAUGUCACAUCUAGCCUUACUUACAUAGUUUGAUGAAUCAUUCUUAAAUUAUGCAAGAUUGUAAUUUGAUAUACAGGAUACAACUACUAGCCAAACAAUGAUCAGAAUAAUUUCAGUGGAGAUAUUAUUAACUUAGAAUGUAUAUUUUAUAUUGAGAAUGAUGAUUUAUAUACAUGUACAUUAUGUAUCAAAGUCUAUCUCAUAUACUAGUAUAUCUGUUCAUAUACCAAGUUUAGGAAAAAAAUAUUAGAAUGUAAAAGACUUUUUUAUCAUACUUAUUUCUUUACAAUGUUGCCAGCCUUCCAUAUUCAUAUUAUUUUGCAACAAAGAUCAAGAAAAUGUAUUUUAGUUAAAGUACAACAAACUGAACAAAGCCUUGUAAUUUUUGCUGCAUGUAUUAAUAUUUUGAGAUCAUGCUAUCUUAUUAUUUCACCAUGUCACAAUUCAACAUGUCAUAUCAUUCUUUAUACAACCCCUUCUUCAUAUUUUGUGUAUCACUAAUUGACCAUACACAGUAAUCUAGCUAAAUCCACAAGACUUGUUAUCUGCACCCCCUCCAUUUUCAAAUGUGUUAUUUGUGCCUCUCUCUUUUUCGAAAUUUUGGAUCCGCCACUGUACAUGGGCUAUGUACAGAUAUGAAUAUUAUAUGAAUCACUAUAUGAAUUGAAAUAUGAUUAUUCAAUGCCAUUAAUGAAAAAUUGAGCUUUUAAUUCAAAGUAUUAUUAAUGAUUUACUUGCUUAUGUAGUGCCUAACAUGUACCUUAUCAGGAGUGUUGUGCAUCAAUGUAACAUAAUAUAAUGAAUGAAAAUCCAUAUUUUAUUUUAAAAAAAUAAAUCUGAGAUUAUAAAUAUUCAGAAAAUUCCUUUUUUUACCGAUUGAUCGUGGGACCGGCAGCCUCUGUGCAGUGCCAGAUCGAUGAGGCUCUAUCCCUUAAAUAUUGAACGCCAAACAGGGUAGCAGCAACUUCCAUCUUUUUACGUCUUUUGGUCUGACGCGGCCGGCAUUUGAACUCAUGACUUCCAAAUUGUGAGACGGACACUCCACUAACUGAGCCAACACAUCAUUCGGUGCAGAGCAAUGUUUUCCGGGAGUUUCACUUAUGCAGUUAACCCUCCUUUGCUAGAAGGGUAUUCAAGACUUACUAAAUAAGACCUGAUAAUCAGAGGCCACUGUACCAGGGUGUAGCAUAGUUAAAGGUCAAGUCCACCCAAGCAAAAUGUUGAUUUGAAUAAAUAGAGAAAAAUCAAACUAGCAUAACACUGAAAAUUUCAUCAGAAUCGGAUGUAAAAUAAGAAAGUUAUGGCAUUUUAAAGCUUUGCUUAUUUUUCACAAAACAGUGAUAUGCACAACUCCAUGAGAUGCACAUGAGUCAGUCGAUGAUGUUCAUCACUCACUAUUUCUUUUGUUUUUUUAUUGUUUGAAUUAUACAAUAUUUCAUUUUUUACAGAUUUUACCAUAGGGACCGACAUGACUGAAUUAUAUAGUAUUAAACAAUUCCACAUGUUCAGGGAGGAAUUAUUCACCGUUUCACUUGAUAAUGAGGAGAAAAUUUGAAUAUUUCAUAUAAUAAAAUACAAAAGAAAUAGUGAGUGGAUGACGUCAUCAGUCUCCUCAUUUGCAUACCAACCAGGAUGUGUAUAUAACUGUUUUGUGAAAUUAAGCGAAACUUUAAAAUGUCAUAACUUUCUUAUUUUACAUCCGAUUUUGAUGAAAUUUUCAGUGUUAUGCUUGUUGGAUUUUUCUCUUUUUAUUCAAAUCACUUUUUUGCUGGGGUGGACUUGUCCUUUAAAUAUGCUAUGUAUUUCAAGGAAAAUUCCUGCUAGGAUCCUAUUAACAUUUCCUGGGUUGAGUGCAGCAUCUAUGGAUAUAUUUCCUGCUGUAGGAAAUCAAUGGCCUUAGGCAGGAUUGGAACUCAUGACUCUCUGUUU